AUGCGAAUCCUCGCACUGGCGAGCAUACUGCCCCGCGCUGAGAACAUAAAGAGCAGUGCUACACCCUUUUUUCACUUAACAGCCAUUGACCUACAAGAACAAAACCGACCCGGAAAACUUGGGCAAAAGCCUCGCUCCUGUUUAUCAACCCGUGAAUCCAUGAAUCUGAUGACAAAAGAAAAAGCUGGUUUCCUCACCCCAAAAGCUAUAUCAAAUCGGAUUAAGGCCAAGGGCCUUCAGAAAUUGAGAUGGUAUUGCCAAAUGUGCCAGAAACAAUGUCGGGAUGAGGUAAUUUGUUACGCAACUAACUUAUUGUGUCCUCAGAAUGGCUACAAGUGUCACACAAUGUCGGAGUCCCAUCAUCGACAGAUGAAGCUCUUCGCGGAGAAUGGGGGGAAGUUCAUCAGCAGCUUUUCCUCCGAGUUUCUGAAGGGAUAUCUGGAUAUCGUGAGACGGCAAUUUGGCGGCCAGCGGGUCCAUGCGAAUGUUGUUUAUCAGGAGUAUAUCAAAGAUAAGGAACACAUACACAUGAAUGCCACCCGCUGGCACACACUGACUGGUCUGUGUAUGUGGUUAGGAAAGCAAGGAAUUUGCAAAGUUGAUGAAACAGAAAAAGGAUGGUUCAUCGAGUAUAUCGAUCGUGAUCCCGAAAAACUGAAGCGUCAGGAGGCCAGUGAGCGCCUUGAAAAAACGGAGGAUGAGAUCAAUAGACACUUUCUGGAAAAACAAAUUGAAUAUAAUUUGUCAAAGACUGAACCAACCGAGGGCCCUAGUUAUACCCCUUUGGUGAGACCAGAUGACACGCCUAUCCGACUCAACCUUUCGUUGAAAACCAAAAGCUCAGAAACAACGGACAACACAGAUCCCAUCCAAGACUGUGAAGUUCCAGAGGUCGUCGAACAAGAAAAGCCAACGAACACGAAAUUCAUCACUUUCGGUCCUAAAAAGGCCAAACCUAUGAACCCCUUGUUGGCAGCAGAGCAGAAAGCAAAAGAACAGCGCUCAAAGAGUAAUCCGGCGAAGCCAAAUGUGGCCGAGCGUCCUCAGAGUACGACCGGCUGCCGACGGAAGGCUUUAGAUGACUUAAUGGAGAAGGAAGAAGCACUAAAGGACAAGCGAAAUCGACGAGAUUACUGGCUAACUGAGGGCAUCGAAGUCAAAUUAAUUAACCGAAAACUGCCCGAGGAUGUUCGCUUACGGCAUGCUGCGGUCGUGAAAAUGCUGGACAAUUACACGGCCAUCGUGCGUGUACUCCGAGAUGGCACCAAGAUAAAAGUGGACCAAGAACAUGUUCAAACAGUGGUUCCUCCGCCUUCAUCUACAGUGAUGGUCGUGAAUGGAGCAUACCGCGGAGAAUAUGCGACCCUUGAGCAAGUGGAUAAAGAUGCUGGCUGCUGUGAUCUCACCAUUGCUACGGGCCUUUGUAUGGGUCGAUAUAUCCGAAAAGUUUCCUUGGACGAUGUGUGCAAACUAGUGGAAGUGCAACGAUGAAAAAUCGUGAUUCAGUUUACGUCACUAUGUACAUUUCUCUCAGCAUGUGCUCACUUGUACAAACGUUUGAAAAAAAAAAUUAGAAAGUUAUAUAAGUUUUCUCAGGAAUUCACUCCAACCGGACGAUUUUUGAAGAUGGCGGUGUAAGAUUAAAGAUCUCCAUUAGCAACGGGUCGACUUUGGUUGGAUCCAACUGCAUCAACAUGUGACCGUAAUUGAUUGUUAACGCCUCAAGUUGGUUCAGGUUGGCUAGAACGGAGGCCAACAUAGCGCGACCUCCCGCGAAGCCCACCUUGGCCUCUAGGUAAUGCUUCAGCAACAGGUAGUACCGGUCGUGGACGUUGGCAACCUGUGGUGGUAAAGCGCGGAGAUCACAGCGAUGAGUUCAGUAAUGAUCCUGUUGGAGAUAUUCUAAUAAUGAAAACGUAAAAUGGUAACACUGUGCUAACGUAGCUAAAUCCUUGUGCAUUUACACUCAGCAAGUUGGCAGCUAUAUGCUGCAUGC
Opisthorchis viverrini is the source of this 1996-nucleotide messenger RNA. RefSeq lists its product as hypothetical. Gene Ontology annotation, cellular component: nucleus. Gene Ontology annotation, biological process: DNA replication; DNA damage response. The transcript has 7 exons. The record is from RefSeq and is a predicted model, not a curated record. Gene Ontology annotation, molecular function: double-stranded DNA binding. The coding region runs from base 1 to 1491 and encodes 496 amino acids. Lineage: Eukaryota; Metazoa; Platyhelminthes; Trematoda; Opisthorchiida; Opisthorchiidae.